Messenger RNA from Paramisgurnus dabryanus, 3610 nucleotides. NCBI's taxonomy places the organism in Eukaryota, Metazoa, Chordata, Actinopteri, Cypriniformes, Cobitidae. The record is from RefSeq and is a predicted model, not a curated record.
CUCAUUCGUCUACAGAGAACUACAAAUCCCAGAACCCCGUAUGUAUGUGACGUAAACGCGCGAUGCGCUACGUUGCUGUGCAGCGCGGGAAAGUGAUGUGACGCGAAAUGCAGUGCCCUGGUUAUCCUGAGGACACUGUGCGCGCUCUGGCUGAAAGACUGCCAUGCAGAGAGGCACAGGUGACCAUGCUGCUGUCCCUCAUGGGAGAGCCAGAUCAGUACAGUUAUCCAUCGAUCUUCAUUUACGGCCAUAGGUCAACAGGGAAGAGCCAUGUGGUGCUUUCCAUCAUGAAGGACCUGGAGCUGCCUCACGCUUUUGUGGACUGUGUGGAGUUUGUGUCUCCCGGGCUCCUGUUUCAUCGGGUGUUGUCAGCAUUUUUCGGUUCGGAUGCUGCAGCGUUGUUGCCUCGCUCCCCAUCUUUGUCAGACUUUGUCAGACUUUACAAACAGAUGAGCUCCAAGACACCUGCCACUCAGACACGCUAUAUAAUCAUGGAUAGAGCUGAACGCAUGAGGGAUAUGGAUUUCAGCCUGCUUCCUGCUCUCCUGCGCUUACAGGAAUUGGUCAGUGAUAACUUGACUGUUAUCCUGCUCAGCCCAAUCGUCUGGGAGAAGUUUCGUCCCACCACUGGAUGCUUUGAACCUCUGCUUUAUAAUUUUCCAGAUUAUAAUAAAGCGGAGCUUGCACAGAUCUUGUCUCGGGAUCAUCACCCUUCUUACACACCCGAGCUCUACGCCUCCUACAUCAACAUCCUGUUGGGGGUCUUCUUCUCUGUGUGCAGGGAUCUACGGGAGCUCAAGCACCUGGCUGCCCUGAAUUUCCCAAAGUUUUGUGAGCCUCUGGAAAAAGGAGAAGCCAAAGAGAGCGAUAUUCACAAGUUAUGGAGAAAAAUUGAGCCCCAUCUGCAAAGAGCCAUGCAGACAGUUUACCUCCGAGAGGUGUCCAGCAUGCAAUGGAAGGAGCAGCAGAUGGACGAGAAGGAGACCACAACCCCCAGAGGUUUAUCAGCCCAUGGUCACAUAGAGCUGCCAUAUUACUCCAAGUUUCUUUUGAUUGCUGCAUACCUGGCAUCUUUUAACCCUGCCCGCACAGACCGCCGCUUCUUUUUGAAGAGUCACGGGAAAAUAAAAAAGACAAAUUUCUUGAAGAAACAUGAAAAGACUAGUAACCAUCUGUUGGGACCGAAGCCUUUUCCACUUGACAGACUGAUGGCCAUAUUUUACAGCGUGGUUGAUAGUAGAGUUGCACCGACUGCCUGUAUUUUUUCCCAGAUCGCGUCUCUAGUUACUCUGCAGCUACUCUCUCAGGUGGGACAUGAUGACCAGCUGGACGCACCCAAAUACAAAUGUGCCGUUUCGAUGGACUUUAUUCUUGCUAUCUCCAGAACUGUAAACUUUGAUGUAGUGAAGUAUCUUUACGACUUCCUGUGAGCCUGUUGCUGUGGAGGUAAAGCUGACAUCUUAUUGGACAAAGCGCUUGGGAUUACUUAAGGCUACAGGAAGCUGAGCUGUACGCUUCCUGCAUUUUUAAGGCCAGUCAAAUGGCACCAAAGUUACAUUUCUCAUGUGUUGAUGUUCGGCAAUGUUUUGCCGUCACUACCGGAUGAUGGCCUGAUGAAAGGCAUGACAUUGCUUCCAAACCUUAUGGUAACGUCACAGUUCAUAGCAUCACAUACUUCAAGCACUUAAUUUUAAUGUGAAAUCCACAUCGAAAUACGUUUUGUGUUAUUUAGAUCUUGUUUAACACCAAGGUCUUUGUGAAGUGACCUCUUAAUCUUAGCAAAGCAACCCUGGAGAACAUUUACUCUGUUGGUGGCAGAGAAAUGGCAAACAAAACUCAAAACCGGUAUUAAAUAAACCAGAGGAAAUGAAUUGUUUGUUUACUGGAGUGCAAAUGAUUAAAAUUGAGGUUUUGUUAUUAUUCAGGAUUGCGGUCUCUUAAUUCAGCUUUUGAGAGCCAGCUUGUGCGAUUCGCUUCUGACUCACAAGGUCUCUAUGGUAAUAGAUUGCGGUUGUCAUGGAAACUGUGCAGACCAUAGUUUAAAAUGCUCCAAAACGUGACUCGUGUAUUUUCACAAAAUGAUGUAGUUGGAAACAAAGAAAGCAGCUUGAAUGGCAGUCAUUUUUGCAUAGAGACAAACCUCUGUCUACAUUUUUAAUAUGCAAGUGCUUAAUCAGUUCAUUAACAUGCAAGUAGGUCUUGUAGUCCUGCAUUACAUCAAAAGGAACCGUAAUAACGUGUCUAUAUCUUCAAAGCAACUGUUAAAAAGCUUUGCAAGAGCAAAAUCUAAAAAAUGUACACUCAUGCACUGUGGAGAAUACAUUAUGGGGCGGUUUCCUGUACAGGGCUUAUCUUAGUCCCAGACUAAAAUGCUAGUUUGAACUGCUUUAUAUUAAAAACACCUUGCCCUGCCUUAUUUGAUCAUGUGUCUUUAAUGUUCAAUAUUAAUGGGCAUUAUAUGAUUGAAUAAGAUUCAGAAAAUGUUAUCUUCAGAAUUUAGUUAAGUAAGGGAUAAUGUCCAGGCAGCAGGUUGUUAUCGCAGAAAUAUGCCUCGUCAUUGUGAUCAGGAGUCUCACUUGAAGGGGGUUAUUUUGCGAUAACAACCUGUACAUUAUCCUGCUUAUUACAGGGCUAUUUACCUCAUAGUAAGGUAAGGAGCAUUAAAAAUAUAUUCAUCAUUUAUAUAUAAUUUUUUUUAAACGAAUGCAGACCUACCGUGUGGAAAACCCAUUUACUUUCCAUUUUUUAAAUACUUUUAAAUUUCAGGAUCACACUAUUUGGUUUAAGGGUCAAUGACCUGACGUUAAUUAUUUUGUGUCUGUAUGACACAUAAUAUAAUUUGUCAAAGAUUAUUUGGAAAACGGAGCUGUUUUCAGCGAGGACAAAUAUUACAAAAAUGCAUUUAAAUUUAUAUUUAGAAAUAAUAAUAAAAUAAUAUUUUUAAAUUAUUUUUUCUUUUGAUGAAGAUUACGCUUACAUGCCAUCAAGGUGGAUAAAAUAUUAAAAAUUUCUUAUUCUUUGGUGCAAUUGGCGGUUACACAAUUUGACAUUUUUACAUCCAUUCAGUCUAAACUUUCAUUAAAAUAGUGAAAAUGUAAUUUUUAUAUUGCAUAUAAUUAACAUAAAUACACUUUGUGCAUUGAAAUAAACCUGAUGCAUGCCUUUAAAACAAGUUUUUUUUAAAAUAUUUUUUAAUUUCUCAUUUUGCCAAACUGUUUUUGUCACUGACCCUUAAUCAUUUUUAAAUAAAAUCCCGGACAUGUUAUUAAAGAUUUAUAUUUAAUUUUGUGUAAUAUUAAACUGUACCUGUAAAAAUAAUUAGCAGCAUCCAUGUUAUCGUGUGUUAUUAGUUUUGACCGGUUGUUAUCUGAAACACACGAACCUUGGAAUGUCGCGAGUGGCCAAUCAGAAUCAAGCAUUUUGGAGAGCCGUGAAUAAUGCAAGUUAAUAUAACCACCAAAACUACCAGUAUCGGCAGAUGAAUAAUCGGCUGUCAGUGGAAAAUAUUUAUGUUGGUGCAUCUCAAAUAAGUAUAUGUAUAUGUCUUUGAAAUAUAAAAGGAUGACUUGUAUUAUAGUAGCUGAUAUGAUAUUUUUGCAAGCAGUGUCCU